UGAAGAUAAUGUUGGAGUGUUGGACCGGUUAAGAGGGUCCUAUCUUCCAUUUCACAUUUAAACUAAAGCCCAAAUACUGAGUAGAAUUCUUUCUCCGCACUAGGGCAGCGUCUUCCGAUUUCUCAACCCUCCCCGGCUCCGGGCUUCUAUUCCAGCGAUCGUUCAUCCAUUUCCAUUUCCAUUUCCGAGUACACGGGCAAGUUGAAGAAGAGCAAUAUGGUGGGAUUCCAAAUGCAGCCAUAUGCAAUGCAAUCUAUGCUUAAAGAAGGCCACAAGCAUCUGUCUGGUCUCGAUGAGGCUGUGAUUAAGAACAUUGACGCCUGCAAGCAGCUCUCCGGCAUAACUCGAACUUCAUACGGACCGAAUGGCAUGAAUAAGAUGGUUAUCAACCAUCUUGAUAAGCUUUUCAUUACCAAUGAUGCUGCUACGAUUGUGAAUGAACUUGAGAUCCAGCAUCCUGCUGCCAAGAUUUUGGUGUUGGCAGCAAAAGCUCAGCAAGAAGAGAUUGGUGACGGGGCCAAUCUGACUAUUUCUUUUGCUGGAGAGUUGCUUCAAAAUGCUGAGGAACUGAUUCGGAUGGGGUUACACCCUAGUGAGAUCAUCAUUGGAUACAAUAAAGCAAUUAAUGAGACUAUUAGAGUAUUAGAAGAACUAGUUGUUGAAGGCUCAGAAAAUAUGGAUGUCAGAAACAAGGUAGAAGUUGUUUCUAGGAUGAAAGCUGCAGUUGCAAGCAAACAAUUUGGACAAGAAGAUAUUUUGUGCCCUCUCAUUGCUGAGGCAUGUAUACAAGUGUGUCCUAAGAACCCUGCUAAUUUCAAUGUGGACAAUGUUCGUGUUGCUAAGCUAUUGGGUGGAGGUCUACACAAUUCAACAAUAGUUAGAGGCAUGGUAUUGAAAAGCGAUGCUGUUGGGAGCAUUAAGAGAAUGGAAAAGGCAAAGGUUGCUGUUUUUGUUGGGGGAGUUGAUACAUCUGCAACCGAAACAAAAGGAACAGUUCUUAUUCAUAGCGCUGACCAGCUUGAGAACUACGCAAAAACUGAGGAAUCCAAGGUUGAAGAUCUCAUUAAAGCAGUUGCGGAUUCUGGUGCUAAGGUCAUUAUUAGUGGAGGUGCUGUUGGAGAGAUGGCACAGCAUUUUUGUGAACGUUACAAGCUCAUGGUUAUAAAAAUUAGCUCCAAAUUUGAGCUGCGACGUUUUUGCAGAACCACUGGUGCUGUCGCUCUUUUGAAGCUCUGUCAACCAAAUGCUGACGACCUUGGAUAUGUUGAUUCUAUCUCAGUGGAAGAAAUCGGUGGUGUUAGGGUUACAGUCGUACGAAGUGAGGAAGGGGGUAAUUCUGUGUCCACCCUCGUUCUACGAGGCAGCACUGAUAGUAUAUUGGAUGACCUUGAAAGGGCAGUUAACGAUGGUGUAAAUACUUAUAAGGCGAUGUGUAGGGACAGUAGAACAGUACCUGGAGCUGCAGCCACUGAAAUUGAGUUGGCAAGGAGGUUGAAGGAGUUUUCUUUUAGAGAGACUGGCCUUGACCAAUAUGCAAUUGCCAAGUUUGCUGAAAGUUUUGAAAUGGUUCCUAAAACACUUGCUGAGAAUGCUGGACUUAAUGCUAUGGAAAUUAUAUCAUCUUUAUAUGCUGAGCAUGCUGCUGGGAGCACUAAAGUAGGCAUCAGCUUGGAAGAAGGAGCGUGCAAGGAUGUUGCUACCAUGGAUAUAUGGGACCUCUAUAUCACCAAGUUCUUUGCUCUGAAAUAUGCUGCCGAUGCUGUGUGCACAGUUCUUCGAGUAGACCAGAUUAUAAUGGCAAAACCAGCUGGUGGUCCAAAGAGAGGAGCGCAGCCGGGAGGAGGAAUGGAUGAGGAUUGAGUUGCGUGGAGAGUUCUUUGCCGUUGUAACAGCCCCUAAGUUUUGGCCUUAAAGUUGAUUAUUUGUAUGGUUAUUGUUGGUGUUAUUAUCUUGGGGUACACAUGCUUGGCACAGUGAUUUUUGAUGUUUAGUUGUCAAUCUUAAUGCGAACUUUAAUGUUAGUUCUUUUAGUGCUAGUCAAGUCCUCUGAAAUGGUAACUGUUUCAAAAUUACCAGCAAUUGCAAGUGAUAAAGUGAGCAUUGUGCUGCCAAAGUGGUUAUAUUCGCUCAUUUGUGGUCGAGGUUUGGGAUCGGUUCAUAAAUUGAGUCAUGACACUUGAAGCGUUCAUCCUUAAUUCCCUGGUACUGCUGAACUGCAUGUCUAUCACGGUUUAAGGUUCCUAUGACAAAAAUGGCACGCUUGUUCAGAAUUUUAGAUAACAGUAGAAACAAUGGCCCUAAUAUUACUAUUAGUGUGUUUGCAUUUCCAAAAGUAUGACUUUUUAUUUUUUCCUUAAAUGUGCCUUUAAUUAAUUC
This is a messenger RNA of Cuscuta epithymum, 2376 nucleotides long. NCBI's taxonomy places the organism in Eukaryota, Viridiplantae, Streptophyta, Magnoliopsida, Solanales, Convolvulaceae. The record is from the annotation of a GenBank genome assembly.